Molecule: messenger RNA, 657 nt
Organism: Monomorium pharaonis (pharaoh ant)
Lineage: Eukaryota; Metazoa; Arthropoda; Insecta; Hymenoptera; Formicidae
Product: coiled-coil domain-containing protein 86
Exons: 3
Coding region: 105-557 (150 amino acids)
Cellular component (GO): nucleolus
Source: RefSeq, a predicted model, not a curated record
CGCUUGUUCGCGACUUUCGCCACGUGACGAGUUAACCUCCGAGAGGAUUGUUUACAUGUCGGAGCAUUUUAAAAGAACGCACGUUUUGUUGAAAUUUUCAAAUAAUGGCGAGCAGCGAAAAAGUGACGCGUAUGGAAGAUAUAUUGAAUGCGAUACCAAAGCAGAAUGAAGAUGCAUUGGAGUCAUUGCCUACUACCGAGAAGCGCGAGAGGCUACAUGUUCCACGAGGCAAACCAAAAUCCGGUAGGAUAUGGAAGGAAGAAAAAACGAGAUUUUCUUCUAUAAUUAAAACACGUGGGCUUCGACUGUCGUUAGCUAAGAAACAAAAAUUGAGAGAAGAUAUGAAACGUGUUAAGGAGAUGUCAAGAGCAAUUAAGGCACGAAAACAGGAAGAAAAGGAGGCUAAAAAACAACGAAGAAGAGAAAAUUUGAAGAGAGCGGAAGAGAAUAGAAAAAAGAGCGAAAUUGUACAAGUUAUUAAGAAUACUGCGAAAAUAAAGAGAAUGAAGAAAAAACAAUUGAGAAUGAUUGAAAAACGAGACACAAUUAAUAUGUAACAUUAAAAAUCGUGUAAAUAGAAUACUUAAUUAAGUAUAUAACAUUAUAAUAAUUGUUGAACAUCAUAAUCAUUUCUAAUAAAAAGUUCUUCAUUUGGCG